This is a messenger RNA of Adelges cooleyi (spruce gall adelgid), 2846 nucleotides long. RefSeq names its product transport and Golgi organization protein 6 homolog (gene Tango6). NCBI's taxonomy places the organism in Eukaryota, Metazoa, Arthropoda, Insecta, Hemiptera, Adelgidae. Bases 63 to 2708 code for a protein of 881 amino acids. Gene Ontology annotation, biological process: protein secretion. The record is from RefSeq and is a predicted model, not a curated record. The transcript has 9 exons.
CGAGGUUGUUAUUAUUAUGAUAUAUAAAUUUAAAUUAUCAAACGAAAUACAAUUUGCAAACCAUGGAAGUCCGUACAAUUAUAAAUUUAAUGUCGAAUAUGACUUCUACCAAUUGUUCCGAAGAUGGUAUUUUAAAAGUCAUUGAAAACAAUUUAAACAAAGUUCUUUCUAUUGAUCCUACUCUUGGUUCACACAAUAAAGACAAAGAACAAAGUAAAAGGUUUUGUUAUGUUUCUGUAAAUAUUGAUCUACUUUUUCGCUUAAAAGAUUGUUUGCGUAAUUCUCAAACCAAUGAUACUGAAAUUUUAUUAAGCGUUACUCAAUGUACUACAGUAACUAAAUGUAUAGAUUAUGUAGUUGGUUUGGGCUUAAUACCAUGCUUUGUACCAGCAUUGUGGGCACCGUUUAGAAGUACGCGAGAAACCGUUAUUAAAUUCACAGAGGAUAUUCCGUCUAACAUAAAAUAUGACGAGCUGAAUUAUGUUAUGAAUGCAUUUGUAGAUUUAUUGAAAGAACCAACACUCAAUAGACUAAUUUUGGCUACUCAGGCUAAAGCUUUGUUUGCAGGGUUGUGUCAGUUAUGUUGGUUACCAAUUGCUAAACCGGGUACAAAAAUUGCUAUUGAAAAUUCAAUUAAUGAACUGAAAUAUGAACAACUUAUCAAAGAUCAAAAUUAUUAUAAAAAUAUAUUUAAACAACUGAUUUUACAAGAUCACAACCCUUUGAUGAUAAGAGAAAUGAUAUUUAUAAUUGGACAAAAGGAUUGUCAAAAACAUUUAAGAAUUAGACUAGGCGAAGUAUUUGGGGAUAUGUUCAGUCAGCAAAAUGGAAUCAAAACAUUACUCGGAGUGGCUUGUGAUUUGAUCUCUGCAGAGCCUACGCACAAUUUUUAUCAACAUGGACUUCACGAAUGGUCGAAUUUGUUACAUUCUUAUUUCACUAAAUCAAAGUCAAAAUAUGUAUCAUCGAUUGUUCCUCAAAUUUGGCAACUGUUGAGAACUAAAACAAAAUUGCACGAAAAAUAUUUUCAAAGUAUAGCGGUUUACUGCAUGCAUCUAAUGUAUGAAGAAGAUUGCAAUGAGUUUUUCACCCAUUAUAUGAAUCCAAUGGUAGAUCAGUUGAAAAACAAAAAUAAAAUUAAUGUUGAAAAUCACUCGGUGUCUCAAUGCAUUAGUGAUCUACAUAUCAGUUUUUUUAAAUUCAAAGAUAAAAUGUGGUCACUAAGUCCAAAGUUGUUGACGACCGUUGCCGGUACAAUCUACAAUAUAUACAUUACAACAGCGACUAGCGUCUAUUACCAGAAAUCGCUGCUAGAAGAUUUAGUGUAUUUUAUAUUGGUACAUUUUUCUGACAACAGAGAUGUUUUAAAAUUAAUCAUUUUCUCCCAAUAUCGAAUUAGCGUUAUAUACAAUGACUGUGAUGGAGAUAUAGCUGUUAAACAUGAAAUAAGGGAGCAUCAAUUGUACCUUGAAAAUGAAAUAGAUAUGGUUUUGAAUCUUAUGGAAAGGAAAAAUGAUUUAGCGUUGAUGAAAACGAUGUUUACGACAUUUUUAGACAUGUACGCCGAUUCAAUGUCAAACGAAUAUUCAGUUAUGGAAAGACUAGUUAUUGUCAAGAGUAUUCAAUAUCUAAUAGAAAAAGAUGAAGUUCAGCAAUCCAUAUCCAAAGAUCCUUCAAUGGUAUUGAAUUUAAUCCAAUCGUUACUAAAAAAUUGCUCUGAAGAAGAAACAUUUGAUGUUCAAGUACUAUCUAUUACGCUAAUGAUACUAGGAAGUAUAUUAGAAAAAAACAAUAAACAAAUUAUUGGCUCGCUAAGUGGAUACACAGAAUAUUUAGUAAAAAUUGCCAAUGUUAUGGAGGAUGGAAUUCUAAAAGACAUGGUGCUGGAAACAAAACAAAAAAUUCAAAAUAAUUACUCUAAGAAGUCUGAAAAUGAAAAACGUUCAAUUGACGAUAUACUGUUUAACACUAGAGACCCGUUAUUGCCGUGUAGAGCACAUGCUUUAAUCGAGUUAAAAAAAUUGGUGGAGUCUAGAGAUAAAGAUGUACUAGCAAAGAAAUCAACUAUUUUAGUAGUAGUGCAAGAAAACUUGAAAAAUGCUGAUUCUUACUUGUAUUUAAGCGCUAUAUUCACUCUCUCAUCUUUAUGCACGUUUUGUCCCAACGACAUUUUACCAAUACUUUGUGAAGAAUACUGCAUGCCUGAUAACUAUAAUCACUCGGCCGAAACUCGUUUGAAAAUUGGUGAAGUCCUAAUGAAGACCGUUCGAUUACUAAAUGAAACUAUACCAUUGUAUAAGAAUAGACUUUUGAAUACUUUUAUGGCCGGUGUUCGAGAUAACGAUCAUUUAGUCAGAGCAUCGAGUCUAUCAAAUCUAGCAGACCUGUGUCGUCUUUUACGUUAUAACCUGGGCUCUAUAGUAUCCGAGGUUGUAAGCUGUGCAGACUACAUUUUACGUUUUGACCCCGCAAAUGAACCUCGACGGGCUGCUGUUCUUUUGUUACAGCUUAUUAUAGAAGGUGCAGACACAGAACUGCUCGAGAUAUUGGGUAGUAGUAUAAAAGAAAUUUACAACAUGUUGAAGUUUCAUUACAGCCACGACAAAGAUGAAACUGUACAAUUACAUGCAGAAAUUGCAAUUGAAAAACUAAAUAAGAUAAUGAAAUCUUUAUUUCUAAAUAAGGUUGAUACCAAAAAAAAUAUAUAAUAUUGUUUUAAAAUUAUUUUAAAUUUAGAUGAUUCUUAUUUAUAAGUAAAUGUAAGUAUGAUAACUAAUAUAUUACUGUUUUUUUAUACUAGCAAACAAUAACAUUUUUCCAAUGUUACAUUAUGUGCAAGAACUUAU